Betta splendens (Siamese fighting fish) is the source of this 8542-nucleotide messenger RNA. RefSeq names its product sorbin and SH3 domain containing 2a (gene sorbs2a). Gene Ontology annotation, molecular function: protein binding. Bases 389 to 6586 code for a protein of 2065 amino acids. Gene Ontology annotation, cellular component: plasma membrane. Lineage: Eukaryota; Metazoa; Chordata; Actinopteri; Anabantiformes; Osphronemidae. The transcript is spliced from 29 exons. The record is from RefSeq and is a predicted model, not a curated record.
GACUGUUGCUGAAUGAAAAUAACAGAAGCCAUUUUGCGCACGGUGCCGCGGCAUCAUUCAAUAACGGCUAGAACGGAAACGGGAGGCAGGUUCAGUCCAUUUCUGGAAGGACGCGAGUUCCACCGUUGGAGCCGCGGAAUGAAAGACGUGCGGCAUUAACCAGGGAAGGAUCUGAGAGUAAAGCUUGACCAGGAGGAGAGACCUCAUCCUCAGCAGAGGGAGGAAGAAGACAAAAGUAAAUCAGAAUAGAAGAAGAGAAAGAAGGACAAUUGGCACUUGUGCACAGGGAUCACCUAUACCUGACUGUUUUUAGGAAGUCCCCAGGUGUUUGGUUUUAUGACGAAAAGUAUAUUUCUCUGCAGUACAUCAGUAAGAAGUGCUCUUCAAUAUGAAUACAGAUAGUGGAGGAUGCGCUCGCAAAAGCGUGGCCUUGUCACUUAUACUUUCACCCAUGAAGAGGGUCCAGAGCUCACCAAAUCUAGCUACAGGGAGUGAUUCUCACUCAUCAGACCUAGAUUCUUGGCGAUCACACAGUGCCACAGAUGGCCUUAGGAAUGGAGAUGCCAACAGCUCAUCUCUUGCAGCUAAAGGCUUUCGCAGUGUCAGGCCCAACCUACAGGACAAAAAGUCACCAACACAGGAUGUCAACCAUGUGCCUUUGCCACCACCCCGGAGGGAAAGUUUCCACUUGUCCGUCGGCACUAAUGCCCAGGCUGAUGGUUUUAGCCCUAGCACACUAACAUUUGCUCAGAAUGAAAAAUCAGUUUUGAAAGAGUCCUACACUAUCAGUAGCACAUCAUCCUGUGUCUUCUCGGAGACGGGUGCACACCCCAUCGCACAGGAACACCAGCCCGCAUUUCCAAAUGACAUUAGCAUAUGUAGUGCAUCUGCCUCCACUAAUAAACAGGUCCAGGCUCGCAAGGUGUCUUCCCUCAAACUAACCCCAGUCACCAUUGCUGACCCCCCUGUGCACCUCAACUCUUACCUUAAUGUCGAACCUAAGACCCAGACCACAGGCUCCCCUCCACCCACUUCCUCACCAUCACAAAGGCUUCCCAUCCUUUCUCAGCCCCUGACGCAGACAGCGUUGCUUUCUGUCCAUUUGAGCCCGGAGAACCUGAAAAAUCUGGGACCUCAGCCUUCAAAUCCCACAGUGGAACUCAAAGCCCCUGCUCAAGCCCAAGCUCAUACCACACAUCCAACUCAAUGCCAGCUGGAGGCUCCUCCUGCAGUUCCUCCAAGACCUUCUCCGGCAGAGCUGUUGGGCCAGGUCCUCUCCCACGCAAUGAAUGGUAGUACUGGCCAUCCACAGAGGCCCCUCUCACCUCCAUCCUACCCUCCACCUCCCCCCUCACUGCACACAGGGCUCCAGAGACAGAGCAGGAGUUCAGAGGGCAGCGAGUCUAUCACCAGAGAAUCUAUGGUGUCAGGCCUCACCAGUGUCAGCAGUACUGUGCCUAUUGCCCGCUUCUCAGAAGAAGAAAAAAAGGUUUCGAUUAUUAAAGCCCCUCAUUAUGAAGGCAUUGGCCCAGUGGACGAGUCAGGCAUCCCAAUCGCCAUCCGCACGACGGUGGAUAGGCCUAAGGAUUGGUACAAAACAAUGUUCAAACAAAUCCACAAGGUCCAUAAAGCAGAUGAUGACUACUCAGACACCUACAAUGCUUCAUAUGCCAUCAUAAACAACGAUGACCACAGCCUGUCAUCCGGCACCACCAUGGCCCACCCCGCCCCCCGAACACAUACAUACAGGCCACUGUCAAAGAGCCCCUCCAACAACGGAGGAUGUCUUGGGCCUCGGGAACAUUCACCAUCUCCUGUACCUCCACCACCCCCAGCCAUGCAAUCCCUCCUGCAGCUGAGGGCCAGAGACAGUGAACGUGAAAAAGACUCCCCAGAUAUGAAUGAAUGGGGUCCUCCAGACAGGAAAGUGGACACACGAAAGUACCGUGCAGAGCCCAAGAGUAUUUUUGAAUAUGAGCCCGGAAAGUCCUCUAUUCUGGAGCAUGAAAGACCAACCUAUGAUGACAUAGAUUUAGAGAACGAGCCUUGGUAUAAGUUCUUUUCCGAGCUGGAGUUUGGGCGGCCGCCUCCUAAAAAACGACUGGAUUAUAAUCCAGACAUCUCCGCUCGCCAGCGCAUUGAGACGUCUCUGCACAUUGCUUCUGCAGACAAGACUCCAGAGAGACCUGCAAGUGUUGCUAGCGACUACAGAAAAAGAAGGAAGUCUGAGCCAUCAAGUUCCCAAGCGAACGCUCACUCUCAGAGCAGAGCUGCAACGUCACCUAAACCGGUGGAUGCCUGCAGGCCCAGCAGCAGCAGCAGCAGCAGCCUAAAGAAGCCUGUCAUUCGGUCCUCACCAUCUUCACCCUCCAGAGCCAAAGGUGGGGACGCAUGCAACAUGUAUUCGAACAGUUUGACCUCCCCAGGUCCCUGUCAGCCCCCCUAUUUGCCGCCGGUCCCCCCUGAGUCUGUUCAUUGCCAAGAGGACGCCAGCCAGGAAGGGAGCUCUUCCUCUAAGCGUUCUGUGUGUUGUAAGAAUGGUUGGCAGGCGAAACACCAGGAUGCUGAGACAUGGAGCAGUGCAGAGGAGGCGCCACCCUCUCCUGCCAAGCUCAAGUCACGCAGCUGCGAUGACUUACUCAGUGACGGACAUUCUGGCUCCGGCGGACGCCACGCCACUCGGUCAGAAAGCGCUGGGUCCCUUUUGUGCGAUGGGAAUCCCUCAGGUUCAACCGCGUCCACCUCCAGUCGCUCGUUGCCACGUCUCCACCGACGCCGGGCACAUGAUUCACCGGGCUUUCUCCAGCUGUACCGUAAAAUGCACCACAUAGACAGAGCUCAGCUUAUUCCAUCCGAGGUCAUCCGCUCCGUCCGUGCUCGCAUCCUUGAACUGGAGCGCCAGCCUCACUUGCAUCGCCAUCGCCUUUCUCCUUGGGGUGCGGAUGUGCCCCGCGAUAUGGUGCCAAACCGCAUUUCUGAGUAUGAGCGCCUCAUUCAGAAAUCCAAGUCCAUGCCCAAUUUGGGCGACGGUGAGAUGCCCUCGGGCACCACCACACCAGGUGGCUCAUCAUCUCGAGCCAGCAGCGGUGGUGGCGGCGGGACCCCCUGUUUUUCAAAACGCCGGUUUUCCAUAGAGUCUUUAUUGGAGGAAGACAACAAUGGCAAUAAUGGAACGGUACCUCACACCAUGGACCACAUACGCAGACCUCGUAGCCCACCAGAGGGUCAGCCUCGUGUUGGACCAGAGCCCACCCAUGGAGCCUUUCCCACUCCUCGUGGUUCCCAAGAUCCACAGGCAAACCCGGAUUAUUCUGACAGUGAACAGGAUGCUAUUGCGUCAGACCUCAGUGACUUCAUACAGGUGGAGGGCUCUUCAUUUUGCAGUGAGAGUGACUUUGACCAUUGCUCACUAACCUCCUCUGAGAGUUUGUUUGGCUCCUCCACCCUUCACCAUCACCACAUGCGUCAUCAUCACCACCAUCACCACCACCACCACCCUGGUCACCAAAGUGUAGGCCAGAGCCAGGGUUACCAACACCGCCACCUCAUCAGCACCUGCAAAGGCCGCUGUCCUGCCUCUUAUACGCGUUUCACAACGAUGCUUCGCCACGAGAGAGAGAGAGCCCGCCAGGAGCACCAGAGAGCUUCACAGCAGAGCCGCAGUAGUCUUUCCCAAAUGCAGAACUCACACUCCCAGCAAGCGAUGUCCAAGCUGGCCUUUCUGGUCAGCCCAGUGCCUUUCCGAAGGAAAAAGGGCUCACCGCCUACCUCUCGAAGAAGCAGUAGUGGUGGAGGUCACGGUAGCAGACCAAAGUCCAAACAGGCUAUAUAUGAAGCGCUAGAUGCAGCCUUAAGGGAUAUAUAUGAGCACAUUCAAGCAGAGAGAGGACACAGAGGCACUAGGGCACCAGAUGAUAGCAUCUUGAGGAGAAUACUGGCCGAACUGCUGCCAAACGUGCCUGAGCGGAGCUCCUCACUGCGGGGUAGGAGGGGGUGCUGGCAAGGGGGCCACUCCUCUGCAUCUUUGUACCCAGAUGGGAGCCUCUCUGGUUACGCCACGUACAGAGGGGAUUCUUCCACACCACGGUUACAGUCUCCACGACUACAGUCACCAAUCAGUGCCUGUUACGGACGCCACUCGGACACCUCAAACAAUAAUGAUUAUGGAGAGGAGCAGGGCAACGGAAAUGGUCUCUCUUAUUCAGACCAGGAUGUCUCUAGAACCUAUUCCACCAUGGAUGGACGUCACACUCCCCAGAGCAGAAGACCUACGCCCGACAGAGAGGUCUCCCAUAAACAGAUGACACAACUUAUUCUGUUCUCUCUUCUCCAUCAGAAACAGCCGGCAAGAGCCAUUUAUGAUUUUAAGGCACAAACGCCUAAGGAGCUGACAUUUAAAAAGGGUGAUGCUGUCAACAUCAUCAGGCAGAUAGAUAACAACUGGUAUGAAGGAGAGCACCGUGGGCGAGUGGGGAUAUUCCCUAUAUCCUAUGUGGAGAAGAUGCCAUCUUCAGAGAAACCACAGCCAAUUCGACCUCCGCCACCAGCACAGGUCCGGGAGAUUGGAGAGGCAGUGGCUCGCUACAACUUCAAUGCUGAUACAAAUGUGGAGCUGUCCCUCAGAAAGGGUGAGAAGAUCAUUGUGAUACGGCAGGUGGAUCAGAACUGGUAUGAAGGGAAGAUCCCAGACACAAACAAGCAGGGCAUCUUUCCUGUGUCCUACGUUGACAUUGUGAAGCGCUCUCCAUCCAGGAGCUCCACUCACCACAUAGAUCCUCACGGUUACCCUGGCAACAGGACACCAAGCACCACACCUGUCAAGUCUUUCCACCAUCUACAUCCAUCCUCCACCACCUGUGAGCUCCCCUUGUCCAAGCCCUCGACAAGGCUUGAUUUUCAAGCUGUCACCAACGAGUGGCUGUCCCUCACAAUGGACCCGUCAAUGAUCACUCCAGCUCACUCCCUCGCUACUACCCCUAUACCGCCCACACCUCCUCCUCUUCCACCUGACCUUGCAAACUUUCCCAAGGCUCAGUGGCCUAUACCCUCAGCUGUGCCAACACAAAGAGACUUUGCUCAUCUGCCCCAAACCAUUUCUAGAACUCCACCUAUUAAAGAAGGUUUGGGUCACACCCCGACCAUUCUGCCUUUCACACCACCCCCCCUUCUUUCUUCUCCUCCACCUCCAGACCCCUAUUCCCCCUUCAUCUCUCCACCGCCUGACUUGUCCUUUUACAACAACAGCUGCAGACGGCCCCCAGAAACAGCCCAAAUGUUACACUUUAAUAAGUCAAAAGAUUUGUCUUGCACAGUUUCACAAAAGUCUUCCUCCAAAAAUCUAGAGCAGCACAAAUCCACUGUGCCUAUGGACAAAACUAUCAAAACCCCUGAUGUUAAGAUGCGAGUAAAAGACCCUUAUGAUGAGCUGUUAUCCAUGAUCUUGGAUGGUUCUACCAGUAAAGAUGUUGUUGAACCUGCCAAAUUAUCUGUGGGAGAUUCUGAACCAGUUACCCAAACUAAUGAAUCCAAGAGGAAGUGGUCUGAGCCAAAAGCAGCAAAAUCCCACCAGCCAGCAAGCAAACCCCCAGCAGUCAGUUCAGGCAGGGACUCAGCAGGCAGUGCCCGGUUAGAUGUGCAGUUUCACAAGCCUGUGACAAUGGAGCCGCUCACUGUCAUCUGGGAGGGGCAGUUAAGGUCAGAUGAUGAACCAGUCGCAUCUCAGAGAUGGUCGUCAGUAAAGGGGAAAGGAUAUACUGAGUUGUUCAUUGAGGAAGAAGGUGAAACUUUAGAAGACAAAGAGGAAGAUGCUAGCGUUAUGAAUGAAAGACUCAAUCCACAGCUCUCUCACCCUGGCGUGUCCUCGCCUUCUGCUCCGCCACCUCUCGUCUCAUUCCCUCCUUUCUCCGCUGCUUCUACUUCUGUUUGUGUUUCACCUUCUUCACGCUCACAACAGUGUGAUCACGACACCGCGCCUCUCUCUCCACCCGUCUCGCCUCGGCCUCCGUCUCUGCCACACCUUUCAACAUCCCCCUUACCUCCAGUCUCUCUCUCUCCUCCCGUCUCACCGUCUCCCCUCCAUGUUUCUCACUCCCCUUCGAACAUUUCCACCCAGCGCUCUGUCUCUCUGUCCUCAACCCCUCCCUGUCCUUCUCGCCCGGUUGCGUCCUUUGCUGGCUCAGAGUCUCCUCUUCUCCUCCCUGCUCUGUCUCCCUCUAAACCUGCUUCUCCUCCCCUUGCUAUGCCCCGCUCUCCUCCCACUGUACCUCAUCAAGGACGUAGGUCUCCCAAGGUUAAGCAGGAUCCAGUUGUUGGUGGUAAACCUCCUCGUAGUCCCAUCUUGUCCCGGAGGUUCUAUCUGUCACCCAUUAGAGGUCGAAGGAGAUUGGUGCAAGAUGCACUCCAAGGAGGAGGAGACCCGUACCAAGCCCUGUACAACUACAUGCCGCGCAAUGAGGACGAGCUGGAGCUGAGGGAGGGUGAUAUCGUUGAUGUUAUGGAGAAGUGUGAUGACGGCUGGUUUGUAGGAACCUCUCGAAGGAGCAAGUUGUUUGGAACUUUCCCAGGAAACUAUGUGAAGCAGCUAUAAUUAUGAUUCCAGGCCCUUUCUGUGACACGUCCGUCGCCCUCAGCACAGCACCCGCAGGACGCCACCUCCCAGCAGUGGUCAACAAAGACCUGCCGCACAUGUGUUUGCGUGUGCGCGUGGCUCGUCAGCUUCACACAGACAGAACAUUUAGCUCUAACUAGCCAUCUUUAAUGGAAGACUUCUGAAGUAACGUUUUUUUAUCUUCUCUUUUUAUUCUUAUUUUUCUAUCAUGGAGAACCCAGACUUUUGACACUGAUGGGAUGCUUCUGAAGGAGCUGUGCUGACACUCGUUGCUCACUGUUAUAGAGCAGUAAGAUCAGCACAGUCACUUUUUAUUUCUCCGUAGCAUUUUAAAAUAAAAAGCGUGAUACAUUUCAUUACAGUGUUCAACAAUAAACACGCCCAAAGACAUUCAGUGCAGAGAGGUGUUAAAGCAGUAUUCUGUGACAAGGUCUGUUGAAUGAACUAUGUUGUUGUGAAGCACCAUUUUGUCAGGAAAAAGGAAAUUACUUCCUACUCAUACGGCACAUGUGGAUGUGCAUGUAUCAAUGUUGUGUGUUGCAGGAGGCACCUGUGGUAAUAUUAAUAAUCAUGAUAAGCAAUUAUUAUUAAUGAAAUGGAAACUGACUAUUUGAGGUGUAAGAUUAGAAACCACAAAACAUUUUUCCUUCAUCUUCCCAAUAGGAUCGAUGCACUUUAACAAACUCAUACCACGUUUUGUUAGUCAUACAUUUUACGUCCGAUUGUACACACUGGGAAAGACUGGUUCAUGAGGGGAUGUUAGUUAUGUGUGUUAAGUGUAUGCAAAAAGGUUUCCAACGUUUUUGGUAUUAUAUUUAUUAGAGGAUGCAGACUGGUCAAAUGAUGAGACACACACAUGUUGCUCGUGAAGAAUUGUUACUUUGUUGUCAAGCAUCUUUGUUCACAUAGGUUCACAGUGACAUGUGUAAAUGUCCUGAUAGUUAAUGGGCUGCAAUGAAUUGCCAGUGUCAUGUUUUAUUUAAGUUGAGCUCGUGCUCAUGUGCCCAGGUUUUGGUUGAAUCUUUUAGCCCUGAUGUCAGAGUGAGUGGCUUAGUGUGUCAUCCUUCAUGUGUUCAUAAGCCAUUUCAAAUUACUGGUAAAUUCACCAUGGCUUGUUCUGCUUGGUAAAUAUGAUCUGUGUUUUAUGCUUUGUUCUAUUCCCAUUUGUAUUUUUGCAAUGGCUGGACACUGACAGCAAAGCAGUUGUUAAAGCACCUUAAAAUCUAUUUUUCUUUUAUCAUUCAUUGUUCUUCACAUCACUUUCGCUCGUGCACUCUUUCAGCCGGUGUGAGGACACUUUGUGAGUUUGUGUGUGUCUCGUGUUUUUGUAAGCUUUUUGUAUGAGAGCUGAAAAGUGGCCAACAUAAAGUCAGCUUUUUCUCACCCACCAUCAUCUUUGGUUUCCUCUCUUUCUUUUCGUUGCCAUCAUCAGUGGUGCUAAUUUCCACGUCUUUAAAAGCUGUUUUCUUGUAGCCAAGCACGUGGUCUUGUUUUCUCCAGUUCUUUGUUUUACAAGUCGACAUGUGACAUAUUUAAACUGAGUUACUGUAGGUAGAUAGAGCAGAGUUGGUGACUGCUGCCUUAUAUCCAACUCACUCAUUUAAUAGCCAUGUAUAUGUAAAUAUCUUCUGUGAUGCAAAAAUAAUUUAUGCAUAUGUAGUCUAGCCAACAUUAGGAAGGUGUGCACACAGAGUCAGUGGUGGUGAAACAUUCAGUUAGUCUUUGAUACAGUAGGAACACAUUUGGAUCCAAGAUAUGAAUUUGACUCCUGAUAUAUUUAUACAUGUAAUGAAAAUGUAAACCUCAUGUUAUUCAUGUUGAUAUUUAAGUCGAAGCUCCAAAGCGGCUUGGACCUAAGCAUUUCUACAAUGUCUUAGCAUAUGAUGGAUAGUUUUAUGGCCUGUGUUGCUAAUAAAAUAUAGUUAGUAGACUUAA